Messenger RNA from Symbiodinium natans, 2175 nucleotides. The record is from the annotation of a GenBank genome assembly. NCBI's taxonomy places the organism in Eukaryota, Dinophyceae, Suessiales, Symbiodiniaceae.
AUGUGCCUGCUGCUGCUCCCCAAUGGGCGCCGUGAGAGGGGGGCCCUCACCAAAGCCUUAAACACGGUGUGGUCUUCUGAUGCCCCGUUGGUUAGCUGGGACCCCUUGUGCGGCUUGUGGUCCUUGCCUCGACGCGGCCCGCUGUUCGAGAAGCAGCGGUCGGCUUGGCGCUGCCACCGGGUUGCAAACAGGCCUCCAGACCCGGCUGCCGAUGAGGACCGUCCUGCUGUGAGGCGCCGUGUCGCUCGUGAGGGGGCUGUGCCCGUUGACUACUUGGCUUCUCAUAACCUUGAUGCCUGUCAGGUUGCUCGCACCGCUUGGGCCCAGUGCCUUGCUCGGGCCACCUCAACCGCCUACACUCUCAACACUGCUGCCUCUUGGCAGCCCGUCCUCAUGCUCCCCAAGGCGGUCCUGUGCACCCCGGCUCGUGGGCACUGGGCACAGGCGGCUCAGGCCACCAAGCGGCGGUGCCAACGCUGGCUGAACGGGGAAAGGGGGAAGCUGUGGGAUGAAGUGGACGUGCUUCGCCGCCCUGGAUCAUCUUCCGCCCCAUCGCUUGAAGCUCGCCAAGCCCGAUGCUGUCUUCUUGCCGCCGAGGGUGAGUUGUCCCGAGCCUGUGCCACCUUGGUUGACCCACCCCCUCUUCCGCCCAGCGCCGAAGUGUUUGAGAAGUUGCGUGCCAAACACCCGGUGUCCGCUCUCCCUGACCUCGCCCAGCUCGGGCUCGCCCGCCCAGCGGCCGUACCGGAGUUUGAGUCGCAAGCUGUUGUCCGAGCUGUCCGCAGUUUCAAUCGCGCAUCUGCGCCCGGCCCCUCCGGCUUGCGCCCAGAUCACCUGCGCGAGGCUUUGCAGCAAACCGCCCACGCCGACGAAGUUGCCACGCACCUUGCGUUGCUCUCCCAUGCCCUUGUCAAGGGAGCCGUGAACACGUGCCGGCUCUACAGCCAGGCCUCACAUCUCCGCUUCGGGGAGCGGGUCAUGCCCUCUACCACUGGUGUGCAACAGGGUGACCCCUUAGGGCCCUUGUUGUUCGCGCUAGCGCUGCAACCCGCCCUUCGAGCUGCCGCGGCUCACCCCGUUGAUCUGUGCUUCAGCUACCUUGAUGACGUUGUCAUCGCGGGGUCCGCGCGGCGCAACACGUUGCGCACGCGCUCCGGGAUCUUAUCAUUGCGGCUCGGCGCGCGGGGUUGCAUCUCGAGCCCAGCAAAAGUCUCCUCGUCCUCAACCCUGCUGCGGCGUCACAUGUUGACAUGUUGCUGUUCCCCUCCGGCAUACCCGUGGUGGUCGCCCACUCCUUUGAGCUUUUGGGAGCUGCCAUUGGCCCCGACUCAUUCUGCCAGCACCACAGUGCGCAAGUUGUGGAGAAAGCUCCUGCUAAAAACUGGACGGGCCCUGCCCAGCUUCUGCUACGAGAUGCCCCCGCACUUCGACGUCCAUGGCUUCUACCAAGGUGCUACGACAUUCUGCGGACGGGGGGCUGAGCCACAGCAUAACAACAGCUACUCAGUGGUGGAGCUGGAGCGGUCCGCCUUCCGGAUGGCGGCUGCAUGGGGUGAGAACGGCUGCGCCCUUGCCCGUGACGAGGAGCAAGUGCAAGAGCUGCACGAGCCCAUGCAGGAGCUGAAAUCGGCCUUCUGUGUGGUGGGCGACAUUUCAAAGGCCCACCGUCGCUACAAGCACCAGGCUUCCGAGCAUGGCUUGAUGGCCUGCCAGGCGGAGGAAGAAAGAGAGCUAGCUCGGGACGAAGGUCAGUCGAUGGUCUACGUCAACAAGGUGGGGACCUUUGGCCUAUCACCCGCGAGCUACUGGCGUGUGGGAUCCGCCUGGUACCUCAUGGGAGAGGGCUACCCCCUGGAGCUCCUGUUGUAUGCCGACGACUUGGAAGUGGUAGGGCUGGGCGCUAAGGGGAGGCAAGGCAUCCCCAUGUGCUACCUCCUGCUGGCAACGCGUGGUGGCUUUCGCGUGGAGUGGCUGGGCAUGGAGACUGACUACGUGGGCGACAAACUGGGUCUGUCCAAGAGGAGGGCAGACUGGCUGGUUGAGUGGCUACGUGGCAAAGUCGCUGCUAGCAAGGUGAGUGCGACAGAGAUGUCCAGGGACUGGGUUUUGCAGCAACCGCGCGAGAUUGGGAACGAUUGGCACUCGCCGGCGUUGUUAUUGUGUGUCAUUGUCUAA